Molecule: messenger RNA, 1101 nt
Organism: Penicillium soppii
Lineage: Eukaryota; Fungi; Ascomycota; Eurotiomycetes; Eurotiales; Aspergillaceae
Product: STIMATE family protein
Exons: 2
Coding region: 1-1101 (366 amino acids)
Cellular component (GO): membrane
Source: RefSeq, a predicted model, not a curated record
AUGAUGGACGACGUAACUGGGUCACUGGUUUCGAUAGCGACGACUACUCUUGUCGCUGCUAGCGGUCUCGCCUCGUAUUCCGGCACGGCUCUCCCAACUCCUUCUUCGGAUUUACACACACUAUACUACCAUGGAGUAUCCCCUGCAGACCAAGGGAGAGAUCCAAAUGGGGAAGAUGGGGGAGAAUGCAAGUUACUGGGUCCGUUCUCUGUGUUUGUGCAGGUUGCCCUUGGUGGGCUUGCAUUAUUAUCACUCGUUUUCAAGAGGUGGAGAGAACGACCACAACGCCCGAUAAAGGUGUGGGCUUUCGAUGUUUCGAAACAAGUCUUUGGGUCGGUGAUGCUCCAUAUGCUGAAUCUGCUCUUGUCCAUGUUUUCAGCGGGCCAACUGGAGAUUCGGAAUGCAUAUAAGCCGAACCCGUGCUCUUUCUACCUGCUCAACCUGGGAAUCGAUACUACCCUCGGUAUCCCCAUUCUGAUCCUCAUCCUCCGUGUUCUAAACUUCCUAGCGUCUUAUACAAUUCUUGCCAACCCCCCAGAAUCGAUCGAGUCAGGAAACUAUGGCCAGCCUCCACGUGCGACGUGGUGGUUCAAGCAGGCCAUCAUAUACUUCGUGGGAUUAAUCAGCAUGAAGAUUUGCGUUUUCUUCCUUAUUCAGCUCCUGCCUUUCAUCGUCAAGAUCGGCGACUGGGCUCUACGAUGGACAGAAGGUAACACUGCUGUUCAGAUUUUCUUCGUGAUGCUCCUCUUCCCAGUCAUCAUGAACGCCAUUCAAUAUUAUAUCAUUGAUAUAUUCAUCAAGAAGCCGAUUUCCCAGUACGCCAUGGAUGACGAACAUGGUGAUACUGCCACGGACGACGAUGCCCUUCGCCGGGAGGCUCUUCUUGAUGGUCUAGAUGGAUCGUAUUCGACCGAUUCUGAUGAUGACACACCUGGAAAAUCACAAGGUACUGUCUCUCAUCCAAAGGCAGCCGCAAAUGCUCUUCAUGAGUCGGAGCAACUACUCACCGAGGACCAUUCUCCUGUUCCUCCAUAUGAACCCAUUAGCUCAAGUAGUAGCUCCAAUGAGCACGAUGCUAAGCCUCAUUCAACUCACUACUAA